Bactrocera oleae (olive fruit fly) is the source of this 636-nucleotide messenger RNA. Lineage: Eukaryota; Metazoa; Arthropoda; Insecta; Diptera; Tephritidae. The record is from RefSeq and is a predicted model, not a curated record.
AUUUGAUGAAGAUAACAACGGUUCUAUUAAUAUGACGGAAUUUUUGCUGAAAUUGCGGCCACCAAUGCCACAGUCACGCUUGGAUAUCAUCGAUAAAGCAUUUAAGAAGAUCGAUCGCACCGGUGACGGUCAAAUCACUAUUGAAGACUUGAAGACCGUCUACUCCGUGAAGGAUCAUCCCAAAUAUCUGAGCGGUGAAAUGACUGAGAACGAGAUACUCACACAAUUCCUCAACAACUUCGAGGGCGGACGUGGCAACUGUGAUGGCAAUGUGUCGAAGGAGGAAUUUGUUAACUAUUAUGCAACAAUUAGUGCUUCAAUUGAUAAUGAUGCCUACUUCGAUUUGGUGAUGCGACGCGCUUAUAAACUGUAAAUAUAAUCCGAUGUAGGAGUAACUCAAAAGCGCUGCCAUAACAAUAAAAGCAAUGCUUGUUACAAGCAUAAAAAAACAAAAACGGAGCAGUUGACAGCAGCUGGCAUUUUUAAGGCUUAUAACAACAACAACUAUUAAUUAAUUAAUAAAAACAAAUUUAUAAAUAAAAAUAUUAAGGUGUUGAGUCCUGACUGUGUGUGCGUACAAUCUUUUAAUACUGAUAACAAACUUUUAGCUAGGAACCGCUGUAAUGAAACAAAAAA